This is a messenger RNA of Acanthosepion pharaonis, 804 nucleotides long. NCBI's taxonomy places the organism in Eukaryota, Metazoa, Mollusca, Cephalopoda, Sepiida, Sepiidae. The record is from the annotation of a GenBank genome assembly.
AUGGCUUCCUUUAAUAUUGUUUAUCUUCUUUCUUUCUUUCUUUCUUUCUUUCUUUCUUUCUUUCUUUCUUUCUUUCUUUCUUUCUUUCGUUCGGUCGUUCCUUCAUGCGUUCCUUUCUUUCCUUCUUUUUUAUUUAUUUGUUUUCUGUAUUUCUUUUUUCUUUCUUUCUUUCUUUCUUUCUUUCUUUCUUUCGUUCUUUCUUUUCUUUCUUUCUUUCUUUUCUUUCUUUCUUUCUUUUCUUUCUUUCUUGCUUUUCUUUCAUCCUUUUCUUAUUUCUUUCUUCUUCUCGUGGAUUAUAUUUCAUUUAACUUUCUUUUCUAUUUAUUUUUCCGUUUUCUUUCUUUCUUUCAUUUUUUAUCAGGUGUUAUCUCUCUCUCUCUCUCACUCUUUCAUUCACUCAUUCUCUCUUUCCUUAGUUUAUAUUUAGUUUUCGUGUUUUUUUCUCUUUCGGCCUAUUUUACAGCAUUCUUUCUUACUAUUUUUCUCCCUUUCUAUCUUGUAUUCUUUUUAGUUAACAUUUCUUUCUCAUUUAAUUUUCCGUUUUCUUUCUUUCUUUCUUUCUUUCUUUCUUUCUUUCUUUCUGCCGCAUCUUCUUUUUCUGUUUUCUUUCUUCGAUUGCCCUUAGGCAUUUUAUCUUUCUUCCUUUCUUUCUUUCUUUCUUUCUUUCUUUCUUUCUUUCUUUCUUUCUCAGAUUACUAUUUAGUUCUAUUAUUUUUUAGUUUUCUUUCAUUAUUUUCUUCUUUCUUUCUUUCUGGAAUUAUUUUGAAGUUUAUCUUCUUUCUUUUUCGGUUUUUCUCUUUGUAA